Aspergillus tubingensis is the source of this 1476-nucleotide messenger RNA. RefSeq names its product putative ubiquitin C-terminal hydrolase Ubp8. Gene Ontology annotation, molecular function: cysteine-type deubiquitinase activity; zinc ion binding. The transcript has 7 exons. Lineage: Eukaryota; Fungi; Ascomycota; Eurotiomycetes; Eurotiales; Aspergillaceae. Gene Ontology annotation, biological process: protein deubiquitination. Bases 1 to 1476 code for a protein of 491 amino acids. The record is from RefSeq and is a predicted model, not a curated record.
AUGGCUAGCGUCCUCUCCAUAUCAUUACUUUCUGAGGCCGAAUAUGGCUGCGAGCAUCUGGCCACGCUAAUGGGGCAGGAUGUGAGCACUGCAGAGCAGUUCAAGAACGCUUUUAUCAAAGCGCAUAAUUCAUUAGGCCAUUUUCAGCGAGCGAUGGAUUCAUCGAAGCAGAACGGUCGUCUCAAAUCCAAAGAUUUUCUGAAACCAAAGUACAACUGUUUGACAUGCGGUGAAACGAUGCCGAUGGGCGGCCGAAAAGCCCAUACCGAGAAGACUAGCCAUCAAUUCUACAUGGAUUCGCGAGCCCGCACAGUAUAUUGCCAGGCUUGUGGAGAUUUCGUCUAUGACCAUGGCCUCGAACGACUUCGGUGCUCAACAACAGAAAGCGCUCUUCAAGUCGCCAAGAAACGUCGCUUCAGCGAUAGCUCUGCGGACGAGCUUUACAUUCGGAGCAAUGCUAGCAAGCGUCCUUGCGCUAAGCAAGGUGUCAGGGGCUUGUUCAACCUCGGGCAAACCUGCUAUCUCAAUGUCAUCCUUCAAACCCUCCUGCACGACCCAAUACUGAACACCUAUUUCCUUGGGAACGGUCAUCAGCCCCACGACUGCACUGCUUCUGACUGCGUAGGAUGUGCAGUUGCGGAGGCCUUCGCGGAUUUCAACAGCAGCGACAAACCGGAAGGGUUCGCAGCUCUCAAUCUUCUUCUAGCGUCAUGGCGUGCAAGCUCUACAUUAGCAGGUUAUCAACAACAAGACGCACACGAGUAUUACCAAUUCCUCGUCGACAAGCUUCACCUUAGUACCGAGAAUCACCGAGAAGGUCAUGAAAAGGGUUGUCCUUGCUUCUUUCACAAGACCUUCUACGGCAAGCUCCGAAGCAGCGUGACUUGCGAUAAGUGUGGCAACGUCACACGAACGGAUGAUCCUAUGGUGGAUCUCAGUCUCGAUGUUCAAGUGCAGGCGAAGAAACGCGCCAUGGGUGGCACAGGAGUUUCGUCGACGCCUACCCUGAGUGGAUGUCUGGAGAGCUACACGUCUCCGGAGAAACUAAUGGCAGGCGUGUACAACUGCAGUCACUGCGGCGGAACACCACAGAAGGCCACCAAACAACUGCGCAUUCGAAAAUUACCCGCCAUUCUGUGCAUGCAGCUAAAGCGCUUUGAACACACCUUUUCCGUCUCGGAGAAACUAGAAGGCAAAAUCGACUUUCCACUAUCGAUCAACAUGCUCCCUUAUACAACCUGCCCGCAGGCCAAAGUUGACAGGUCCAGAUUCGUAUAUGACCUCUCAUCUGCCGUAGUCCAUCAAGGCAAACUCGAUGCGGGGCAUUACUACGUCUACUGCCGCCAGGGCGAUGAUUGGGUACUCUUCAACGACGACAAAGUCACCGCUGUCACCGAGGCAGAAGUCCUCAACGCCGACGCGUAUCUCCUAUUCUACAAUCUUCGAUCACUGGCUUCUGCGCCGCAAAGAAGCUAG